This is a messenger RNA of Dentiscutata erythropus, 140 nucleotides long. NCBI's taxonomy places the organism in Eukaryota, Fungi, Glomeromycota, Glomeromycetes, Diversisporales, Gigasporaceae. The record is from the annotation of a GenBank genome assembly.
GUUGUACUAAUAUUUCCAAUACACAUUCAUUAGAAAAAGAUGGUUACUUGCUUGUGUGGACUGGUGAAAUGUUAUGCAUAGCAAAGACUCUUGCAAUGUACCAAUCAAUAGGUGGAAAGCACAGUUUUGUUUCUGGAAGU